AAAUCCUCCGGCGUACUCUUUCAAACAUUCCCCACUUGCUCCCCCAACGCGCGUGUUCUUCACGUCAACCUUUCACCGGCUGUGUACCCAAACUCCCCUCUUCUUCAAUCCUUUCCGCAGUCCAGCAGCGCGUGAAAAGUUAACCGUUUCCUUACUUGGUGAAAUCCCGAAAAUACCCUCACUGACAGUUGAAGCCUCGUUUUCAUCGUUUCGGUACGUCGACCGGCGCGUGGAAAAUUACAGUUCUUUAUAGAGAGUGAAUUCCCGAAAAUGCCCUCAUCGACGGUUUAAACCCCACUCGAGCUCCUCCCCCACUGCAAAUCCUUUGUAACAAAAGGAUUUUUCUCUCCGCUUUCACAAAACAAUCGAGGAAAUCAUAAUACAAUGGACACUCAGAUUCAAGCUUCAUUAUCUUCUUCUUCUUCCAUUGAAUCUACAGAUGCCGCGGAUCGUGAAUCUGGGAAUUUCGGGUGUUUGCAUUAUCGAAGGAGAUGCAAGAUUAAAGCGCCUUGUUGCGAUGAGAUCUUUGAUUGUAGGCAUUGUCAUAAUGAAGCUAAGAACUCCCUUGAAUUGGGAACUCUUGAUCCACAUGAUGUUCCUCGCCAUCAAGUUCAGAAGGUUAUCUGUUCCUUAUGUGAUACAGAACAAGAUGUUCAGCAGUACUGCAUGAACUGUGGAGUCUGUUUUGGGAAGUACUUCUGCAGCAUAUGCAAAUUCUUUGAUGACGACGUUUCAAAGAGUCAAUAUCAUUGUGAUGAAUGCGGAAUCUGCAGGACUGGGGGGAAGGAAAAUUUCUUCCAUUGCAAGACAUGUGGAUGUUGCUAUUCAAAAUUAAUGAAAGACGGACAUCGUUGCAUCGAACGAGCAAUGCAUCAUAGCUGCCCUGUCUGCUUUGAGUUUCUAUUUGACACAACAAAAGACAUCAGUGUCUUACCUUGUGGCCAUACCAUACAUUUGGAAUGUGCAAAGGAGAUGGAGUCACAUUUCCAGUACUCUUGCCCUGUUUGCUCAAAGUCAAUCUGUGACAUGUCUAGGUUGUGGGAAAAGCUUGAUAGAGUGAUUGCUUCGACCCCGAUGCCUGAUAUGUAUAAAAACAAGAAGGUGUGGAUUCUAUGUAAUGACUGUGGUGCAGAAGGUGAAGUUCAAUUCCAUGUGAUAGCUCAUAAAUGCUUGGACUGCAACUCCUACAACACUAAACAGACAAUAGGAAGAAGACCUACUGCUUCUUGCUCAUCCACACCGGUGCCUGAGAUAGCGAGUUGACUUUCCUACCAAAAGAAGAUUAAAAGAAGAAAUUCUUGGUACUACCUUCCUUGAAUAGGUUGUACAAUUGUGUCCUUAAGUUCUAAGAAAAGAUUAUUGGUCUUUCUCGCCAUGACGCGGUUGCCCUCUCAUAACUAUUAGAUGCAUUGCUUCAAUACAAAUGAGCACUAUAAAUCUAAUGGCUAUAGGAGAGUUAACCAUAAUAAGACUAUUGCAUCUCAGAUUUUGGUCAAAUGGUUCUAUACCAUUCCACAUGGCAUGUGUGUAUAUAGAAAUUUUGUUGUAAUUAUAUGUUUUAAGGUUCAAUUUGGCUCAUCGUUCCUGUC
Messenger RNA from Benincasa hispida (wax gourd), 1589 nucleotides. RefSeq names its product CHY-type/CTCHY-type/RING-type Zinc finger protein. Gene Ontology annotation, biological process: ubiquitin-dependent protein catabolic process; protein ubiquitination. The record is from RefSeq and is a predicted model, not a curated record. Gene Ontology annotation, molecular function: zinc ion binding; ubiquitin protein ligase activity. NCBI's taxonomy places the organism in Eukaryota, Viridiplantae, Streptophyta, Magnoliopsida, Cucurbitales, Cucurbitaceae. Gene Ontology annotation, cellular component: nucleus.